This is a messenger RNA of Geodia barretti, 120 nucleotides long. The record is from the annotation of a GenBank genome assembly. NCBI's taxonomy places the organism in Eukaryota, Metazoa, Porifera, Demospongiae, Tetractinellida, Geodiidae.
AUGAGUGUAGUCAAGAUCAACGCCAUUACCGUUCCUGAAGGAAGAGGGCAAGAACUGGAGGAGCGGUUCGCCCAUAGGGCCGCCGCCGUGGAGAAUGCCCCCGGGUUUCGAGAGCUUUGA